Condylura cristata (star-nosed mole) is the source of this 2027-nucleotide messenger RNA. It is a transcript of the gene JAM3, whose product is annotated as junctional adhesion molecule 3. NCBI's taxonomy places the organism in Eukaryota, Metazoa, Chordata, Mammalia, Eulipotyphla, Talpidae. Gene Ontology annotation, molecular function: protein homodimerization activity; protein heterodimerization activity. Gene Ontology annotation, biological process: angiogenesis; cell adhesion. Bases 41 to 973 code for a protein of 310 amino acids. The record is from RefSeq and is a predicted model, not a curated record. The transcript is spliced from 9 exons.
GAGCUGCGCCGCGCUCCCGCGGCCCCUCACUCCCCUCGACAUGGCGCUGAGGCGGCGGCCGCGACUCCGACUCUGCGCCCGGCUGCACUAUUUCAUCCUGCUGCUGCUGUUCAGGAGCUGCUUGAUAGGGGCUGUGAAUCUCAAAUCCAGCAACCGAACCCCAGUGGUACAGGAAUUUGAAAGUGUGGAAUUGUCCUGUAUCAUUACGGAUUCACAGACAAAUGACCCAAGGAUUGAGUGGAAGAAGAUUCAAGAUGACCAAACCACUUACGUGUUUUUUGACAACAAGAUUCAGGGAGACUUGGCAGGUCGUGCAGAAAUAUUGGGGAAAACCUCUCUGAAGAUCUGGAAUGUGACCCGAAAAGACUCAGCCCUUUAUCGCUGUGAGGUGGUUGCUCGAAAUGACCGCAAAGAAAUUGAUGAGAUAGUCAUUGAAUUAACUGUGCAAGUGAAGCCAGUGCCUCCCCUGUGCAGAGUGCCGAAGGCUGUUCCCGUAGGCAAGGCGGCGACGCUGCACUGCCAAGAGGGUGAAGGCCGCCCCCGGCCACACUACAGCUGGUACCGCAACAACAUACCACUGCCAACAGAUUCCAGAGCCAAUCCCAGAUUUCGGAAUUCCUCAUUCCUCUUAAACUCUCAAACAGGCACUCUGGUCUUCAGUGCUGUUCACAAGGAUGACUCCGGGCAGUACUACUGUAUCGCCUCCAACGACGCUGGCUCCGCCAGGUGUGAAGAGCAGCAGAUGGAAGUCUAUGACCUGAACAUUGGUGGGAUUAUUGGGGGAGUCCUGGUUGUCGUUGUCGUCCUGGCACUGAUAACAGUGGGCAUCUGCUGUGCCUACCGGCGUGGUUACUUCAUCAACAACAAACAGAAUGGGGAAAGUUACAAGAACCCAGGGAAGCCAGAUGGAGUUAACUACAUCAGGACAGAUGAGGAGGGUGACUUCAGACACAAGUCCUCAUUUGUGAUCUGAUACUGGAUGGUGUGACCAAGAGAGCACAUGCAAAUACCUCUACAGAAACUGCCACAAGAGCAGCGGGAGCAAAGUGCACUUGGACGGAGCUAGACACUCAUGCAAAAGCUUUUUGUUUUGGCCAAAGUUGACUGCUACUCCUUUCUUACUUUUUAACAAGCCACAUAAAUAAAAAUUUUCCUCAAGAUGGACAUGGUCUUCACGACACGAAACGGAAUGAGUUCCUAGGUUCUCUCUGGCCCGACUUGCCGCCGGUGUUGGGGAUUGUGCAGCUCCUGCUCAGCUGUGGGGCUGGGUAGUGCGAGGCCAGGGCUCUUGGCACUCGCCGGCAGCAGCCGCACGAGCCCCUGUGGGGAGUCGGGGUAGCUGUGCAGGGCUGGGAAACGCGUCACAGCGUGGAACCCUGCAGGUCCAGUCUGUUGAACCACCAAGUGAUCCGGAAAAGGCUUGUUGUGCCGUGGCCUUGUGUGGUGGCCCAGAGAGCACUGUGUCCUUUUCUCCUGAAAAACUCUGUAGGGUCCAUCUUGGAAAAUAUUUUUGGAUCAGUAUUUUAUAAAAGCAACCAAAAUCAGUAAGGUAAAUUGCUUGUUUGAAGAAGGGAUCUUCUUACCUGUAGGAAUCCUUCUUGUCUAGUGGAAGGUUCCACUAUUUAAAGCUAACUCUGAAAUGGUACUGAAAUAAUGUUCUGAUUUUUCUAUGGGUGUUUAUUUUAUAAAAUUUUACAUUCUAAAUUUUUGCUAAAGAUGUAUUUUGAUUAUUGAAAAGGAAUUUCUAUUUAAACUGUAAAUAUGUUGUCAUACAAUGUUAAAUAACCUAUUUUUUUUAAAGUUCAGCUUACAGUACGAGUCCAAGUUAUUUGUGCUAAUUGGAAAAUACCAAUAAUUAACCCAAGGAAUUGUCUCAAGAAGGCUUAUUGGAACAUUCCUUUUUCCCCACAUGAGAACUUAUGUUAUCUGUACAUCAACCAUUAUUCCUGAGGAAACUUUAAAAAUACUCUACUUGAGUCAUGUUGAAGUAUGUGCCAUCUCUCCAAAAGAAACAGAAGCUCUUAGGU